CCCCCGUCCACCCCCCAAUGUGGCACGCUGUUACAGCGCCCCAGACCCUGCUGAAUCGUCUGCUACAGCGCAGCCAGUGGUUGGCGUUUAGCGCUAACUCAACUAGAGAGCAGGGUUUUCCUCGCUUUCCCGCUGUGCCGGGUCGGGUCCCUCCUUCCCCUUCCCUGUUCCUCUUCUACUGCCACCAUCGCCUGCUACCAAAAUUCUUCGCCCCCCAAAUAUCCUCGCUCUCCUACCUCGUCUCUUCAAUAUUCUCUUUUCCCACCCUUCGCUCUCCUCUCCUAUCUUGUCACCCUCUCUCGAUUUCCUUGUCUUUACAACCGCCGUUGCCGACGCACUUGUUCUUUUCCUUCCUUCUCUACUACCUCGUUACGACACUCCCCCACUGUAUCUUGCAGUACCACAACCCAGUAGGAACGUCUUGCGCACCGUGCGUUACAGUUGCCAACCCUGCCCAACAACCCAAAACCACACCAAACAACUGGCAAACACCGUAUACAACGCUGCAUCGUAAUUUUAGACGCUCAAUCCAUUGCGCUGCCAAGCACCUGUCACGCCCUCGCCAGCCAAAACUCUGUUCAAGCGCGCUUUCUACCGUGUUGACGCAUCGAGCGAACUUUGAGCCUCAGCCCAUUUAUACAAAGACGCGCCUCCCACCCGACACGAUUUACAACCAAAUUCGCCUUUAAUAACGAUUACCGAUGAGCUUAUAGUCGAAAAAAAGACAUCAACUACAGACUCUGCGGUGAAUUUCUAUUCUCCCAACUACCACACAACCACAUCACAGCGCCAUGGCAGUCGUCCUCCCGUCAGAGGACGACGGCUACUUUGCUCCGUCACUACGUCGUUCGCAGUCGCAAACCAAAUUUCUCAGACCUUUAGGCUAUAGCCUGCCAGCGAAGCUGGACGAUUCAUACGAUCCGACCUCUAAAUCCUCCUCCGAGUCCGACCCUUCCUCCGCACCAUCCUCCCCUCGCACAGCCCAUGUCGAAUCGACAGACCUUUCCUACGUCUCUACGCCAGCCAGCAAUUUGUCGAUAGCGUCAGAGUACGACGAGUCACCGGAAGAUCACUUUGUGCUGCCGCCAUACGAGCAAGAGAAGAUCUUUAACCGACCCGAUUUCCCAAUGCUCGGAGAUGUAGACUCGGACGAUGAGUUGCCCAAGGGCUCUCCCGACCAAGCAUCACAAGAGCCCGAUUCUGAGGGAACUUCCCGACCUGGUUCGCCUAGUUCGCCUGACAAACGGACACCUGCUGAAGAUGACACUGCUGUGGCCUCGAAGCCUUCAAGGCAGGUAGAUUAUCUGUCUCAUAACUGGGCUGAGGAAGAUAUUUGGACAUCUUGGAGAUAUAUUGUCUCCAAAAGAGGUGAAUUCUCCAACAGCGCAAGAUUAGAAAAUGCGUCGUGGAGAACCUGGAUGAAGGCCAAGAAUAACCUCAAGACCAUUUCACCAGAGAGCCUAAACUGGCUUAAGGACUGCGACGUCACCUGGCUAUAUGGCCCACUCCAGUCGCGACCCAGCAAGCUCUACGAGUCACACACAGAACCCUCAAGUUCCUCCAUGUCCAAGACGGAAUCUCUGGUCAACAUGGCCACGAAGAAGCCGAUUCUUAAAAAACGUACAAUGUCGGAGAUUAUGCUUCAGCACUCUCUCUCUUCAGCGUCUUUACUCAAGCAGGCUGCUGCAUCAAUCCAUGCUCAACAAGAAGUUAGCGAUCCUGAAAUCGACUUCGCUCCCGUUUCUUUCGCGUCCCGACAUCUCAGCAUUGCGAGUGCAAGCACUGUGGAGUCCACGGAUUCCUCCACUCUUGCGUCGCCUUGCACAGAGCGUCGACAUAUCCAUUUUAAUGAGCAAGUUGAGCAGUGCAUCGCCAUCGACGUUAAGGGAGACGAUGAGGACGAAGAUAUCGACAUGGACAUGUACUGUGAUGAGAGUGACUCCGAAGAAGGCGUCAUGAUGAAGCACAUUGCAGCAAAGAAGCGUGGACCUCGUCGCAAAACACCCAAGAGGGGUAUUGAUGGCAAGAUUAUUGCCAAGCUGCCAUCCACGAAGCUCAAGUAUCGCGAAGAUACACCUGAGCCCCGCGAAACUGCCAUGAGACACAGUCGUAGCCCUUUGAUAUCGCCAUCGUCGUCGCAAGAGACACUGCGACCCACUCGUCAAAAGAACCGAUUUUAUUUUGAUGAAGAAGACGAUGAGGACAUGGAUGAUGAGACUAGCAGCCCUCGAAGCGGCUGGCGGUCACCUCCAGGAGAAGGCGGCUUGCAACGAUCCUCCUCCACAGGCAGUCUGCAAGAUGCUGCUUCUGGCCUCCGGCGCACAUCGUCCGGUAUGCUCAUGCCGUGCGAGGAUUUGGAUGCAGCUGCUGGCGAUGGCAUUCUCGGCCGUGUCAUCGAUACUGUCAACACUGCUCGCGAUAUUGCCCACGUUAUAUGGAAUGUAGGAUGGCGCAAAUAAUUACGGCAACGUUGAUAUGAGGGCACGGAUUGCGCCAUCUUUUGAAAUUUGGUUUUAUACAUCAUGGCCAGCCUCUGAAAUUCGACCUAUAUGGAUAUAUUCUUUUACUGUUAUUUUUAUCGACAUGUUUACGGCCCAGGUGGGAUUGAAAAUGGGACUUGUGUUUUUGUUUGAUUUGUAUUGCUCGCCCUAAACCAGAGGGGCACUAUUAUGAGAGCAUUGUCUGUUUUAUCAUUGGCGUUUUUUGUUUGCUUGGACCAAUGCACAACCUGGCAGUAACGACGUUGCCAGGACUAGGAGUUUUGGAUAGCACACACUAGGCUAGAAAGGAAGGCAGGGUGAGAAGCCCGCGUAUGCCUUUAUAGUAUAGCAUAGCAAAUCAAAAUCAUGAUUAUACAAAACAUGUUGUAGCUUAAUGCAAU
This is a messenger RNA of [Torrubiella] hemipterigena, 2881 nucleotides long. Lineage: Eukaryota; Fungi; Ascomycota; Sordariomycetes; Hypocreales; Clavicipitaceae. The record is from the annotation of a GenBank genome assembly.